AACUGUUGAUGCCCGACAGAAAAUCGUCAUGGAUGCCCGUCUGAAACUAGGAGUAAGAGAUGCUAGAGAAAAACUGAGAGCCAAAGACGCUCGCUUCCGCAUAAAGGGUAAAUUGCAGCAGGAUGCCCGGCAAAUGCUGAAUUCCAGGAAGCAACAGGUGCCGUUGGGUGACAACCCUGCUAAAAUGAUGGACGCACGGGAAAAGAUAAGUCUUAAGAGGCGUGGACCAGCGGUGGCUGACAAACUGCCAAAUUUUUCGGCCUCUUCCGGAAUAAACAUCACCAAGACAAUCCAGAUCCUACAAGAGAAAUCAAGCCACGCAGUUGUCACUCGCCCCAUGAAAGGAAUGAGAAUAAAUGUUGUCACCCAACCCCCAGUCACACAGAUCUCUCCACAGCAAGAUGUGAGCGAUGAAGAGGACGAGGAAUCCGGUCAUAUUCCUAUGAAACAAAUAAAGUUUACAGCCGCUUAUACACAGAAGGGACAGACCAGGAUGUCGUUACCUCUCACCAAAGUGGUGCACAAUGAUGCUUACACAGUUCCUGUCGCUGCGGCCCCGGCACCUUCGCAGAGUACGAAAACCUUCAGCGGCGUGUCGCGCACGCUUGUCGCCAACGCAGCCCCGCCUUUGCAGCCCGUUCCAAAAACAGAGCCCGCUUGCAGCCCCCUGGAAGGCACGAAGAUGACCGUGAACAAUCUGCACCCAAAAGUCACCGAGGAGGAUAUCGUGGAGCUGUUCUGCGCGUGCGGGGCCCUGAAACGCGCCCGCCUGUUAAGCCCCGGCGUUGCCGAAGUGGUGUUUGUAAGAAAGGAGGAUGCCGUCGGUGCCUAUAAGAAGUACAACAACAGAUACUUGGAUGGACAGCCGAUGAAAUGUAAUCUGCAUAUGAAUGGCGCCGUGAUCACUUCCGAUCAGCCCAUCUUGUUGCGAUUAAGCGAUACGCCGUCGUCUUCGUCGUCCGCGAAGAAGAACGCGGAGAUGAAAAGGAAUUCUUCCUCCUCCAGCACUUCCAACCCGGUGGCCGAAGUUGAUCCGGAAACCAUCCUGAAGGCGCUCUUUAAAUCUUCAGGCUCCUCUGCGGCGGUCAACCCGACCGCAUUCAAGAUCAAACUGUGAAA
Molecule: messenger RNA, 1119 nt
Organism: Nanorana parkeri
Lineage: Eukaryota; Metazoa; Chordata; Amphibia; Anura; Dicroglossidae
Gene: POLDIP3
Product: DNA polymerase delta interacting protein 3
Exons: 1
Coding region: 29-1117 (362 amino acids)
Biological process (GO): mRNA export from nucleus
Cellular component (GO): nucleus
Molecular function (GO): mRNA binding
Source: RefSeq, a predicted model, not a curated record